UCUCGUAAAUAUUCAUCAUCAGUUUUGGGGAAGUCAGCAGUGAAACUGUCUUCGGAGAUGUUACGUUCCUGAUUAUUGGGAACGUUAUGCUCUUCAUUUACGUUCAGGUCAUGCUUGGUAAAUUCAACGGGGUGGAAAAGCGGCCGGUUUUAUCACUGCUGGGACUCCUAGCCACGUACCUGGCGGUGGGCGUGUCUUUUGGCCUGUGCUCUGCGGUGGGCUUGCCGUACAGCCCCGUGCACUCCAUCCUCCCUCUCCUGAUGCUCGGGCUCGGCGUCGAUGACAUGUUUGUGAUCGUGCAGAGCUGGCACAACCUCAAGCCUCAGGAAAGGAAGCUGAAACUCCAGACGAAAAUUGGUCGAGCGCUCCGUCACGCCGGCGUCGCCAUCACGGUCACCUCCUUGACGGACUUCGCCGCCUUCGCCAUCGGAGCCUCGACCGUUCUGCCGGCUCUCAGGUCAUUCUGCCUCUAUUCUGCAUUGGGAAUCGUUGCUUUGUAUGUGUUGCAAGCCACGUUCUUUGUUGCAUGGUUUACCCUUGAUCAGACUAGACUUGAAGAACAACGAGAUGGACUAAUCUGGUGUUACAAGUACAAAAACUGGACACCUAAUAAAUGUUCGAAGUAUGAUCUCUGCCAGAUGUUUUUUGACAAGAUCUAUGCCAAGUUUCUACUCAAGAAACCUGUUCAGGCCGCAGUGAUCAUUUCUACAGUGACCCUGGCCGGAGCGAGCAUCUGGGGCGUGACAAAUCUGCGACAGGAAUUCGAUCCUGUGUUAUUCAUCCCCCAGUCUUCGUACCUUUUUAAAUUCUUGAGUCGCAUUCUUCACUACUAUCCUGAGGCAGGAGAGAGAGGAACUCUGUACCUGGGGACUCUUAACUAUUCGCAGGAGCUUCCCAAGAUUGGCCAGCUGUCGACACAGAUGCAGGAAAAUGAGUACAUUUCCUUUGUAGAUUCUUGGUAUGACUUGAUGGUCACUUACACAAUGCAAGAUACUGGAAUAGAUAUAGGAGGAAAAGUCAUGAAUGAGACUUUUUUCAGAGAAAUAUUAUCAGCCUUCCUCUUCUCCCCGAGUGGGUCACGCUUCCAAACUUAUUUCCACUUUGAUGGCAACCUGACCAUAGGCAGACCAACACCUCAGCUCUUGGCUUGCAAGUUUGAUUAUAGCCAUAGGACACUAAAUGGUUCAACUGAGCAGAUUAUAGCCCUGGACCAGCUUAAGGAGUUGAUAAAUUAUCAAAAUUUUUCUGGCUUUGCUGGAGCAAUUGCCUUUAAUUAUGCAGGUUGGGAAACUGAUAAGAUUAUUGGCACAGAGUUAAUAAGAAAUAUUUCCCUUGCUAUGGUGGCGGUCUUCAUCAUGACGCUUCUCCUCCUUUCAAAUUUUGUUACAUCGCUAUAUGUUCUUCUUUGUGUUUCUUUGACACUUGUUGAUGUGAUGGCAUUAAUGUCUUGGUGGGAUCUAACAAUUGACAUCAUCUCUUGCAUAAACUUGGUCCUCUGUAUUGGACUUUGUGUUGAUUAUUCUGCUCAUAUAGGUUUGCAUUUUCUGCAGGUAAAAGGGACCAGAAAUGAAAGGGCCCACACAACGCUACAUGAAAUGGGGCCACCUGUAAUCAACGGAGCUUUCUCAACCUUCCUCUCCUUCGCCCUGCUUGCUUUCUCCGAUUCACACGUUUUCCUGUCAUUUUUCAAAAUCUUCUUUGGCACGUGUCUCUUUGGAGUGUUCCAUGGACUGACAUUUCUCCCUGUGCUCCUGAGUCUAAUUGGCCCAGCACCAUACAAUGACACAUUGAUUGCCAUGUCACAGGUAGAUGAGGCACACAAAUCAGAAGCUCAUAAUAAAUGCUCCAUAGAGGUGAAAGUUGAAGAGACCACAUAUGCUGUUGUAAGUAGUGAUUAGGAGUGGAUUUAAAUGCACUAGAGAUAUUACAGCAAUCAUUGAUUUUUGUUUGAAAUUAAAAAAGGUUAAGAGAUUUAGCUGUAAUAAUAAUAAAAAAAAAACUUUUAUUUCUAUUUUUAGAAAGUAAUGUCAUAAGUUAGUUUAUCUGUAAGUACCUGUCUUGAAAGUGCUAAGCUGGUUUGAAUAAAUUACUUUUUUUCACAAAUGCUUUUGAUAAUUUACAUCCAUACUUGCUUAACAUUGCAUAUACCUGCAAUCAUUUAUUCAAAGUACAUAUGCUUGUACAAGUUAUAAUUUCUCAUGAUCUAACGUCACAUUCUUUAAUUAAUGUGUGAUCAAAUAUUGUAAACUGCCCUAACAAAUGGAAUUUUUCUUGAGCUUGGUUACUGCUCUUAUAUUUUUUAAAAUUAUUUUGGAGAUUUUAAAAUUAACUCUAACUACUGCAAAUAAUAAUUAUGAAAGAAAGCUUAAAAUUCUGAAUAACAAGUGUGAUGUUUACUUAAGCUAAGUGGUGAGGCUUGACCUCAAGUAAAUAGAAAAGGUCUUAGGCUACAUUAUUUUGUGAAAUUAUACACAAAAAAGGAUAAUAAUUGCAGUUGUGAA
Molecule: messenger RNA, 2501 nt
Organism: Penaeus indicus
Lineage: Eukaryota; Metazoa; Arthropoda; Malacostraca; Decapoda; Penaeidae
Product: NPC intracellular cholesterol transporter 1-like
Exons: 13
Coding region: 87-1898 (603 amino acids)
Cellular component (GO): membrane
Source: RefSeq, a predicted model, not a curated record